AUGCGCAACAUAAUCAAGUUUCAGGUGAAGGGGAAUGAUGAUCAAGUUAUUAAAAAAAACCUCGAAGGUGAUGCACUGAAAUCUAAACAAAUCAAAGAUCCUGAAUAUAGAGAAGAAGACCCUCUACAGGAGCUUCAUGAUGCAUCAGAAGCAGCGUAUCAGAAAUAUGGAGAGGCUCAGAAAAGAUACGAAGAUGCUAAACAAGUAGUGAAAGGCUCUAGCUCCAAGGCAGCACGAUCAGCUCUGAAGGCUGCUCAAUCCGCAUUUAAGGCUACCAAAUCGGUGUACGAAAUCAAAGCUAAAGCAUACGCAACUAAGCGAAAUGGUGGAAAGCUCACUGGGAGAGGUCUCAUGGGCGCUGGCGUUAAGCCGCUUGAAGGGGUAGUGCGUCGGGGCCGAACCUACAACCUCAAUGAGAUCAUUCAAGGUCUUGCUACUCCAUCGGCAUAUACUUAUCGUCAGCUCGGAAGUAAGUAUAUUCGUAUCCCUGAUCUCGACUCUAAGACUCUCGUAAUCGUUCAGCCUAACAGACGGAAAUGCGGUCCAAAGCGAGCCAUUAGCGAACAGCUCAAAACAAUGAUUCGAUCGCUUACGUUCAAGCAGCAUAUUGAUCAAGCGGCGUAUGACAAGCUCGAUAUUGAUGAUAAGAAGCUUUUCAAAAAGAUCCUUGCGAUUACACAUCUUCAGUACAAUUUCCAUGAUCGUCUUGAAGAUCCACUAGACUCUCUUAGAGCUGAGUAUGAUAAGCUCAAAGGGGAACUUGAAUUGGGAAAUGACAAUCCUUCGAUCAUCAAACGGCUUAAGAGUCUCUCAGUUGAUAUGUACUCUAACCACCUAAUUUCUGAUUCUGAGUUUAAGGAAAUUAUCAUUCGUCUUAUAUAA
Molecule: messenger RNA, 882 nt
Organism: Plasmopara halstedii
Lineage: Eukaryota; Oomycota; Peronosporomycetes; Peronosporales; Peronosporaceae
Exons: 2
Coding region: 1-882 (293 amino acids)
Source: RefSeq, a predicted model, not a curated record